GAAACGAAACAAAUACAUUCUAGAUACUAGAUAAUUCAUAAAAUCUAAUGUAAACAAUGAUCUCAUUCUAGAUAUAAUACAUCUAAUCUAGAUCUAGAUCUAGUUCUAUGAUCUAGUAGAUCUGGAGUGGAUACCGCUAGUCUACAAAAGUUUUGAAAAAAGAAAAGAUGAACAUUCUUCCUCAUAAAAGCUGGCAUGUGAGAACCAAGAAGAACAUAGAAAAAGUUAGAAGGGAUGAGGAGAAAGCAGCUCUUGAAGAAAAAGAAAAACAAAGACGACAAGCUCUAGCUGAUCAAGAAGCUAGAACAGAUUUACUUCGACUUCGAGCAUCUGGAAAAUCUGGCAAGCAUGAUAAGAUCUCUUCAGAUGUCACAAAGGAUGUUGUUGUAUAUGAGAGUGAUGGAAAAAGAGAGCAUAUAAAUUUUUUUAAGGAUAUUGAAGAUGGGUUGAAACAUGGCAAGAACAGGGAACAUGAAGCUGAGAAGAAACAGGAGCAGGAAGAAUUUGAAAAGAAAAUCGGACUUCUUACAUAUCUGGGCCAAAGUACAAAAGAAGUAGAGCCUUGGUAUUUAAAGAAUAUCUCAAAAUCAAGUAAAGAAAGUGAGAGCAGCAGUCAGAAAAAUGUUUCCAAACCAGAGACUUCACAUUCAAUGGACCCAUUAAUGCAAAUGUCUGAGUAUUUGAAGAAGAAACAUAAGAGCAGCGAAAACAAGAAAGAACAAAAAAAGGUUGAUAAAAACAAGUCGAAACAUACAGUGAAAACUCCACAGUCAACCUCCCACAGCUCAUCUGCUUCACAUCCCUCAACUAGCAAGUCAAUGAAUCAACUCAGAGAGGAAAGGCUGAAGAGGGAGAGAGAAGAAAAAGCCAGGAUAGCAGCCUUGCUAGGUAAAAGAAAAAGUGGUGAAGAAGUCAUUAAGGAGUAUGAUGAACGAGGAGACAGAGGAAGGGGAGUAAAGAGGCAGUACAAUGCACAGUAUAAUCCAGAUUUCUUCAAGAGAUAAAGACACUUCAUUCACACCAUUCAAUGUAUUACUGUGAUACCCUAUGUGGUAUGUCUCACUUGAGCAACUAGGAAGUUGCAGUUCUGCACUAAAUUAAAAAGUUCAGUGAAACAACAGAGUUAACGUGAGUCAAGUGAUAGCCGCAACCAGUAGUUUUUGCUCUGUAUUUCAUGUGUGCGAUUGAAAUAAAUGUCAAAUUAAAAUAUAAAUGAGAUAUUGAUAUUAACAUACACCAGACCUGUAGAAAGGGCACAAGAAACUUUCACAUUUGUUUAUGCAGAAAUAGGGGGAAAUUCCACAGUGAAGUUUCAGUGUAAAAUAUGUAAUCAUACAUGAAUAUAUAAGAAAUUUUAAUAUUACUUAUCUAAAAACUUUUUUUUAAAGUGUAGAUCCUGUAAAUAAAAUGUGAGCAGCUCUCCUUAUGAGAAUAUCAAGAGAGAGGCAAAACCAUUCUUUUACACUGUCCAUUUUAUAAUGUUUUGUUAUUUUGCUUCUAACUGUAGUUAUAAUGUGUCCUAAUAACUUUCAUGAACUCACUCCCUUGUCAUGUAUGGGUAUAGGAUUUGGUGUACAUGUUGAGUUUUGUUCAACUUCCUAAGCUCACAAGUGAAUUAAACAGGGAGAAAAAAAAAAUUUAAGUUUGAUUUAAUGAGAUUACAGUUAAGUAAAGUCUUCAGACUAAUUUACUCAUGGAUAAUAUAGAUUUUUAUUAUUGUGACCAUGAAUUUGUGGGUUUUAUUUUCUCAGAUCUAGCUUUUUUUGAUGAGAUUGUAUAUUUAUUUUAGAUGCAAAUAGUUUAAUUACUUUUUAAAAAAUCUAUACCAUUUAUACUAAUUGUUGGCUGAAGUAAGUAAUUGCUAAAUAAUUAAAAUAUCUUAAUUGGAUUUGAAGUUUUAAUAAAAGUUUUAACAAUAAUUUCAAAAUGUCUUAUCAUGUUUAAAGCCUGUUGUAAGUUUUAUUUAUAUUUACACAUUAUCUUUAAAAAAUAUCAUUAAGCUAUUAAAAUCUACUUCUGUAAGAAUUCUCUUGUUAUAUUACAUAUAAAUGUAGGUCUAAGUGAAUCUCAGCUGGGUAAUAGUAAUGAAAUUCUGCACUCUUCCUUAAAGGCUAACUGGUCAUGGGGUAUGCACACUGGACUGUGGUCCAGUCGUCUCAAUGGUCCCAGGUUAAUACACUGUCUGCUGUCAUCCCCUGUUGUCCUGUGAGGUGUUUGGAUUAGGAUGUUGAAUAUCUUCAACUCUGCAGGAACAUUUGAAGCUUGCAAAACAAACCAAAAAUUGUUAAUCUACAGACUCAGAGAAAGCCCUUAUUAUAUAUUUUAAUCAGAUGUGACAUUUUCAUCAUCACUUUCAAAAAGGGGACAGAAUUCUUAUUGCUCUGAGAUCAUUUGUUGCUUUACUUACUCUCAUAACUUUUCUACAUAUCCUCCCCCCCCCCCCCACCACAUCUUUCCUUCCUCUUUUUAACAUUUUGGAAGUUUUAAUGUUCUAGGAGUUUCAGAAUAUGAAAUGAACAUUGUUUCUACUAGUGUCAAUUAUCCUCUCCGAUGUUGUGUUUUGUUGCUAGCACAUUGACCAACUGCUUUAUGUUAACCAAGUAGCCUCUGAUGGGAUAAAUUGGAGAAAAAAAAAAUACCCAGAAAAACACAUAGAUAAGGCACAUUUCUUAUUCUAUAUUCUAGGAAAGGUGCUCCCUUAUUCCCUAGUGCCAGGUUGGGUUACCUGAAUCAACCAGGACAACCAAAGACUUAGCAAAGUCGCUAAUUAAGAAGCACAACUAGAUUAAAACAUGGAUACGAAUACUAUAGGAUGUAAUUAUCUUGUUUUGAUGGAAUGCCUGUAAUUUAUAAGAAAUGUUGAUAGUUGGCAGCUAGAACAUUUUCACUGCAUUGUCCUGCAGCAAAGUUAUGUACUGAGAGACAAAAAGUUUAACUUCUAAAGAUAGGAAACAAAGUUCACAAAACUUUAAUUUAAAACAAAAAUUGUACAAUAUUAAACAUUAAUUAAUAAUAAAAUAAAACGAUACAUGAUACCAGGGUUACUUAUUGCUUAGCAGCAGAUACUGUUUUUGUCUGAAAAUGCAACUGAAAGAUAACAGAAAAAAUGUGAAGAUAUUUUCAAGCGAUGUUUAUAAUUGUAUUUUAUUAUUUUAUUAUAUUUACAUCAUAAGGUUUUAAUCAUUUUAAAACGUAAAGAUUUUUUAGUUUAGUGUUGUUGUUUUUUUGUAUUAAAAAUAAAAUCUUUCAAGAUGAA
Molecule: messenger RNA, 3256 nt
Organism: Biomphalaria glabrata
Lineage: Eukaryota; Metazoa; Mollusca; Gastropoda; Planorbidae
Product: leukocyte receptor cluster member 1 homolog
Exons: 7
Coding region: 168-1004 (278 amino acids)
Source: RefSeq, a predicted model, not a curated record